Molecule: messenger RNA, 3737 nt
Organism: Verticillium dahliae VdLs.17
Lineage: Eukaryota; Fungi; Ascomycota; Sordariomycetes; Glomerellales; Plectosphaerellaceae
Exons: 3
Coding region: 89-3115 (1008 amino acids)
Cellular component (GO): intracellular membrane-bounded organelle
Molecular function (GO): phosphatidylinositol binding
Source: RefSeq, a predicted model, not a curated record
AUGCGACAUCAAAUUCGAAUUCCAGCGACAGCAUGAUUAUGACUACAAGUCAUGCCGUGACAACCUUCGCUACUUGGAUUGCUAGAUUAUGGCUCUCUCAAAAAGAGACCUAAUCCUCUCCGGCUUCGCAUGCUUUGUCGGUUGGGGAUACGUCGUUAACUGGGCUCCCGCGCUACGAUGGUCAGGUUACGCCUAUUGCAGCGGCAUUGCUUCGACCUUGCUCGCCAUCCUUUUGGUCAUUCUCCUUACUUCCAGGGGCUCACGAAUCGCUCUCAAUCAUCGGUCUCCCCGCCCGAAUGGUGCCAUCUUCCAUGACCCGACGGCAUGGGCAGCCGAUUGCGCUAGCCUACAAGUUCGACAAUCGUAUUCAAAGACAUCGCUAUACGCCAGCCUGCCGAACGUCUCCAGCGCCCUUGACGACCUCCUUGGACUUAUUAUGCGCGACUUCGUCUCUUCUUGGUACUCCCACAUUAGCAAGAACCCCACCUUCUCAGACGAAGUCGAUAAGGCCGUCCGUAUUGCUCUCGGCAAUCUUCGAAACCGGCUGUUGGAGCUCGACCUCGCCGAAAUAGUCACCAGCAGGCUUGUUCCCGUAAUGACGAUACACUUCAAAGAUUUCUGCGAUGCGGAACACUCGGUUCGAGGGAAGAAACUCAACCGCUCUGUAACGGAGUCUGAAGAGCUGGAUCUUGCCAUAGCGUCCAAGUAUCGAGAGGGCAAGCUACAUGCCGCAGCCUCUCUGUCUUUUCCCGAUACGAAGCUUGUGCAGCAAGACUACUUGCGGAAGACUGUUGCCCGCAUUCUUCCCAGUUUGUUGCCACCGAAUCUACUCGCCAGCCGCGCCGUGUCCAUCAUAAUCCGCGAAAUUGUGGCUUGUGCGAUCCUCUUCCCAGUGCUACAACUACUUGCGGAACCUGAUACGUGGAAUCAAAUCAUGGAGAACUACGGGAGGUCAAUGCUCCAGGACCGCUCAACCGUGCGAAAAUUGAGGGCAGCUCUGGACCAACAUGCUUCCCCAGCACCUAAGCCGGGCAAAGCUGCGAUCAUACCCCGCCUUGUCCCUGGUGAUAGCGAACGCAAGUUCGAAAAAUUUAUCCGCGCAAUCCGGAAAGUCAGUAACCUCUCCGACGCUCGGCGCCUUCGAAGUGAAAUUGCCAGUCUUUACAAGCGGGACUCGUCACAGGAGAGCCAAGACCAGGUCUAUCUUCGUCGCCUGGACAUGGGAAAACGCCUACUUGAUCAAAAGGUACAGCUCCUUGCCGUCGGCGGAGAUCAUAAAGCUGCAGCGCCUGCUACAUCGAUGAAUACCCCGACACCGAGAACAUCCAAGCUGGAGAAUGCAACGCUCGUUGAUCUCUUGCGCGACUCGUCCGGGUUGUCGUACUUCAUGGAAUUCAUGGACAGGCACCAUGUUUUGCCCCUGGUGCAGUUCUGGCUCGUUGUCGACGGCUUCCGCAACCCGUUAGAGGAAGAGGAAGCCAACGAUGAGCAGAUGCCGUCGCAACUUCCCAUGUGGAGCGACUCUGAUCGACUUGACCUCGCUCAGAUCGAGCAGGCAUACAUGGCCAAUCCUCAGCUCAACAUAUCGCAAGCUGCCAGGAGUGAGGUGCGAGCUUUCUUGAGUGCCGGUAAAGCUGCGACGCCGGAACAGUAUUACAAGGCUAGGCGGGCCAUACUUGGGGCGCAGUCCGCUGUAUUGGAAAAUAUGCAGGGGCGGUAUUUCCAAAACUUCAAAAAAUCAGAUCUGUUCUACAAAUGUCUAGCCUCGCAGGAGGCUUCAGCACUGCAGCUCCCUAUGUCACAACCUUCACACACGCCAUCAUCUCACGAACCCUCAGUCGCCGGACCAGCACAUCCGCCGACACAUAGAGCUUCACAAUCAUAUCAGAACAAGCCCAAGUCUGCCACACGACCAACUCCUCGACUCGCACAUCUGCAGCCCAAGCGUGGCGGCUCCGUGACAGAUUUGAGGUCCAUGGAGAGCAGUGGCACUGGCAUUGAUCAUCUUGCGAAUUCACGGCAAUCCCUAGACGAGGAGCCCUCCAAUCGAUUAUUCGACGACGAGGAACUCGAUGUCGACGGCAUGAUAGACUCUGUGCAGAGCUUAGACCAGGACAUCGACCGACAUGUGCCAGACACAACUGUGGUUCAAGCUAUGGAAGAAGCACUGAAUAAUAUUAUGGAGGACGGCGAUCGACCCAAAACGGCCGAGGAAUUCAGAGCUUCUCUAUUCGGACCGGAGGAGAUGCGGCCAGCUAGUCUCUUUUCAGGUGAUAACGAUUCGACACGGGGCUCGGUGGAUGCUAUGAAAACUAUGGCAGCCGCAAAAGAUGGCGAAAGACCAAGUCUGUCGUCGCUGGGCCUCGUCAGCGCUGCGUCGCGCAUUGGUGUCUUCGUGGACGACGAUCUAUUUGGUGACGAGGACAGGUACAUCCCUGAGGAGCAAGAUGAUCUAGCCGACGAAUCACGAGCGGAUGAAGAUGACGAAGUACACGAGGCUGCUCCUGGCGACCUGGGCUUAGCAGAAGCCAUCGCAGCAUUGUCUAAUGACAUUGAGCGUCUAGCCGCCCAGGAUGCCAUCGUGGAUUCUCUUACUCGAAAAGCAGAACUGACAAACAACACAGCCGAGCUUCGCAUUUUGAGAAAGUCUAAAGCGAGCUUGCAACGAGAAAUGCGGCGCAAGGAGCUCCAGAGGCAGCAGUACGUGGUACAAGAAAGCGACAACAGCUUAUAUGGGCGGUCUACAGUCAGGAUCAAGUCUAUCCAAGUGGGACGAGAAGAUGACGGAAGAGAAUUCGCCUUGUACGUGAUCGAAGUGCAGAGAAACGCUGGCGAGAAGAUGCCGGCAGCUACGUGGAUGGUUACAAGACGGUACAGUGAGUUCCACGAGCUUCACCAGAAGCUUCGUUCAAGCGUACCGUCUGUCAGAAAUCUCGAUUUCCCUCGACGACGGGUCAUGAUGAAGUUCCAAAGCGAGUUCCUUCGUAAGCGGCGAGCUGCUCUGGAAGUCUAUCUACGUGAACUUCUUCAGUUGCCAGAGUCCUUGACCAGCUAUCGGUGGCUGGGCAGAACCUCAUCGCGGCAGCCACCAGCCAGCUCAACACCAUGCCCUUGAGUGUAGCCGAGAACGGCAUCAGCGCGGCCGAGGCUGAGGCUGAACUGAACGCUUUUGAGAACAAGGAGUUAGAGCCCUUCAUCAAACCAAUCUGCGACAUCUUUCUGGAGGUAUUCGAGCUGAACAGGGGCAACAACUGGCUUCGCGGCCGGGCUGUCGUUGUGGUGUUGCAGCAGCUCCCUGGGAGGCACGAUUGAAAGGAAGGUAAGAGACAACGUCAAGUCACUCGUUCAGGAGGAAGCCAUACUCCGUUACAUCGGACUGGUGCGCGACAGCCUGUGGCCCGACGGACAGGCACGGAAAGAGCGAAAGGCCAGGACUGCAUCUGAGAAGAAGAAAAGUCGCACAGAGGCUAGCUUGAUGCUGGCAACGCUCGUCCCUGAUGUUGCCGGCAGUGUAGUAGGAAGGGCGAACGCCCAGGCUGCAAGCAGACGGAUAUUCGCGACCCUCAACAAUUCCAGGCUCAACGCUCAUCUUGCCUUCACUCUGAUGGACGAGUUUAUAGAUAUAUUGUUUGAGUGACACAAUGUUUGUGCGAGGCAGGGUUGUGCUCCGAGGCUUUGAAGGAUGGGAAUCAUUGCAUACAUAGAAGAUUGAGAAUUUUAACCAGAGGCGUCUGGAU